GGCCCCCCUUCAUUGCGUCCUCUCCCCCUGCCAGCGGGGCAGAAGGCAAACGGAGCGCCUUUCCCCGCGGGUCGGGGCGCGGGUGGAGGCAGCCUCUGUGGACAUUUAACAGGCCGUUCUCUGCGGAAUUUUCUCACCCGCCGCGUUCUUUGUUCGCUGCUGUUUCCGCGGCGGGAUGACGGGGAAAGGCGAGCCGAGCGGAGCCGAGCCCAGCGCGGGCGAAACUGCUGCCUGGCUUCGGCCCCGGGCGGCUGCCGCUCCUCAGGGUCGAACCUCGAGCUCCAGCCCCCGUCAGGCGAAAACUGACAGGGUUUAUCUGCACGGCGCUCUGCGCGGGCGGGGAGCCUGCCCGAGACAACUGUUCACUGCAGACACCCCUAAAUGGCGGGGAAGGCCCCCCUUGGCUCAGCUAGCCCAAGUGUUAAAGAUACCUUUGUUGGAGCCAGAAAUGGACAAUACAGGCUUUUAAAAAUAGUCAUUGACAAUGAACAGCUUGUUGUGGGAUCCUCUAGGCAGCCAGUUGGAUCAUGGGAAAAGGAUUAUGAUUCUUUUGUCCUUCCCCUUCUUGAAGACAAGCAACCGUGUUAUAUAUUGUACAGAUUAGAUUCUCAGAAUGCUCAAGGAUAUGAGUGGAUCUUCAUUGCAUGGUCACCGGAUCACUCUCCUGUUCGCCAGAAAAUGUUGUAUGCAGCAACACGAGCAACCCUUAAGAAAGAAUUUGGAGGUGGUCACAUUAAGGAUGAAGUAUUUGGAACAGUGCAGGAAGAUGUUUCACUGAAUGGAUAUAAAAAAUACUUGAUAUCUCAGUCGUCCCCUGCACCCCUCACUGCAGCGGAAGAGGAACUUCGUCAGAUUAAGAUUAAUGAGGUACAGACAGAUGUUGGUAUAGAUACGAAGCAUCAGACAUUGCAAGGAGUAGCAUUCCCCAUUGCUAAAGAAGCUGUUGAGGCUUUGGAGAAAUUGAAAAAUAAGAAACUCAAUUAUGUCCAACUGCAAAUUGAUAUGAAAAAUGAAGUCAUUGUUUUGGCCAACACACUUCAUACUGAACUUAAGGACUUGCCAAAAAGAAUUCCAAAGGAUGCUGCGCGCUACCACUUUUUCCUGUAUAAGCAUGCCCAUGAAGGGGACUAUUUGGAGUCCAUAGUUUUCAUCUACUCUAUGCCAGGGUAUACCUGUAGUAUACGAGAACGAAUGCUUUACUCCAGUUGCAAAAGUCCACUGCUAGAAAUUGUGGAAAGGCAGAUGUGGAUGCAGAUAAUUAGAAAGAUUGAAAUAGAUAAUGGUGAUGAGUUAACUCCUGACUUUCUUUAUGAAGAGGUUCAUCCAAAACAACACGCUCACAAACAAAGUUUUGCUAAGCCAAAAGGUCCUGCGGGGAAGAGGGGAAUACGCAGACUGAUUAGAGGUCCAGCAGAGACUGAAACACCUAGUGAUUAGAAGCUGUUGUUUGCAUUUGUUAUAAAGUAAGAAAUGAAAUUGUGGCUUUUGGUAAUGAACUGAAAUCAUUCCAUUCAUAGAUGCUAGGGAAAAAAAACAAAACGCUCUUUUUACUCGUCUCUUCAGACCCAACCACUUUUUAUAUUUUUACAUGAUUAUAUUUGUUGACCAUGUUUUAUGACAUGUGAAAAAGAUUAUUUUAAAGCUAGAAAAGGAAAACUAAGCUAGUACCCCUUUAUUUUUAACUGAGGAUCCAUUAUUUAAUAUCUAUACAUGUGAUGAUCAACAUUGCACACCUAAAAGCAUGAAGCCCACGUAUCCUGUGGGUAAGCUGCAGCUGUACGCUGAGAUAACAAACCUGUGUUCUUAUGAGUAGCCUACAGAGACCCCCUCAGACUUCCCAUUCGAGAGGAGCUGGAGGACUGUGUAGCAUUGUCCCAGAGAAAUCUUUAUUUUUCCUUGUAGCUCUUAUGGACAAUACUACAAUAGGAGAUUUUCUUCUGGUUUUAACAUCAUGUCCUGUUGGCUUUGAUGGUUGUUUUGUUUGGGUUUGUUUUGGCUUCUGUUUUUUCGUUUGGGGUUUUUUUUGUAGUAGAAAAGAUAAACUAAAAUCGGUUAUCCAUCAGCUAAUGUAAGUGUUCAGGAAUAGCUGGAUAUUAUCCUGCAUAAAAGCAUGGUCAUUUCAAAUUUAUAACUAAUUUCAUAGAAUUGCCUUUAAAGAAAUCUGACAUAAACACUAUAGCUUUUACAGACUUCUGUGACACUCAUAAGCCUUACACAUUCAGUACUGAAUGACCAAGUAAAAGGCAAUUAAAAGUGCAUGAGUUCAUAUACUCAUGGAGCUGCUUUCAAAGCAAUAUGUGUAAAGUUUCUAAUAAAUAAUUGAUUGUCUGUGCACUUGGAUCUAAAACAUUGCAAGUUCAAUAAAAAUUGAAGUACAUUUGCUUCAUAAUGGCAGGUUACUCUUGAGAUCCUAGUGUGUUGGCAGCAUCAGCUGCAAUUUCAACUUUCAAGGUAUUCUGAAAAUGAAUUUUCUUAAAUGUUUGAACUUUAAUAGUAAGUUAAAUCUCUAAAAAAGUCCAGCUAGGUAUUGAAUAACUGCUGGCAGCACCUGGUUAGGAUUUGUUCUUUUUUGGUUUUUUCCCCUUUCCCUUCUCCAAAAUAUUAAAAUCAGCCAGAAUGGUGUAAACUUGAUUGAACCCUGACUAAUGUCUUUCAUAGGAAGAGGAAAAUCAGACUAUUUUAAUAAGUGGAUUAAAGAAGAAUUAGAUAUGGAAAUUGAGGAUUGGAUGACCUUAAAAAUUUAAAAUUGUGUACUGAGGCAAAUACUAGUGGAUAGACUGUAUUUCCAAGGGGACACUUGCUUUCUAGUGUUCUGCAUGUGAGCUUUGUGGGGGUUGAACUAUUUUUAAAGCUACAUGGGAGCUGCAAGUCUUGAUACACUACAUGUUAUUGUGGGUGCUGGGUGCACACAUUCUACAGCUGAAUCACAGCUUUACCUGGUGGAAGACAGAUCUUAACCUAGUUUUGUAGGGAAGUAAUGCUUUGACACUACUAGUUCUUGAGAAAAUUGGAUUUAUCUCCUAUAUUAUUUUGUUUGGAGAUACUAGCUUGAUAUGGAUGUCUGAGAUUGCACUAUAUAAUGUGAAGAUUGCAAUAGUUGUUGGUUUUACUGUGGUUUUUAUAUGCAAUAGAAAUUUGACACCUCAGCUUUUUUUCAUUUAAUCUUACACAUUACAUCAAUCCACCUCAAUUGCUCUUGAUUCUCUGGCUAAUCUCCUGCCUGCCCUUAGCUAGGGUGUUCUUUUUCAGCCUCCUGCCUUCUCCCUCCAGGGCACGGACCUGCUCUUUGAAGUGUUUCUUCUAUGUACUACCUGUAGGCAAGCGUCAUUGUUUUUUAACCAUGGCUAAUGUGCAUGCAGCUCAUUGUAUGCUGUAAUUAAAUGUAUUUUCAGUUGAACUCUGAAUCUUUUCAGUAUACCUAAUUCACUUUGGGUUUUGGGGAUUUGUUGUGGUUUUUUUAAAGAAAACUUUUGAGUGUAGCAGUUAAUAAUUACAGCUAGAGGGGCUGUUUGAAUUUAAUAUUCCUGCCUAUGUGUCAGCCAUAUGGAUAGUGCAUGUACAUCUUGACACUUACUUGAGCCAAGAAAGGAGUGUCAACUUUUUAAUACCAAAUGUUUUAAAUAACUAUAUCAGGCCAAACUGUUCAUUAUGUGCACAUCUUGGGUCUUUUGUUUCCUAAUCCUGCCCUAGGUAGAUGAGGAUAGGAGGUAGAAAGCUUAAUCUGGAGGAUGGCAGAGAUGAUUAAGUGAUUAUGUGAGGGCAUGUUUAAUGAGCUGCUUUAGAGUUGGGCCCAAACCAGACAAUGUAAGUUACCUUACUUGAAAAUAUUCUAUGUGAGUGUAGAAAGCCCUGAGCUACCAGCAGAGUCAUGUCCUGGGUGUAUUUUCCCCUCAAAGAGGACCGUGUGCAGCCCGGUGCUGCCUUGGCAGCAUCGCGUGGCUGUUCUCCUGACACAGCAAUAAGAAGCAUCUGGCCUUCCUGUAGGAUCUGUCACGUUUACAUCUGCGUCGCUGCCUCAUGUGACACUACUACUGCUAUUAAUGAAUAUUCAGAGCCAGCACAAAAUCAGGGCAUUAAUGACAGUUAUUCCUUUAACUGUCUGGUCAUUUAAUAAUGGAAAGUGUCUGUUCAGGUUUUUGUUGGCCUUCAUAAAACCCAAAAGCAAUGCAGCUGCUUGCAGUUAACUCACAAGCUAUUAAGUAGUUCAGUAAUGUGAUAGGUGGUUAUUUUUGAAAUGUUUAUGUUACAAAGUAGGGAGAAUCUGAUCUUUUGAAACACUCCUAACAAAGGUUUGUAAAACUGAUCAAGGCAAUAAUUGCUCCAUGAUGAACAUAUUGAUAAAGGAAACUUUUCAUUUAUGGUGUCUAUGUAUUCAAUGAGAACCACCUUCAGAUGCUAAAAACUAAGUUUACCUUAUCUAUUUUGUAAUUUACUUUAUAAAUAAAGAUUGAUGCUUUAGUUUGGUGCUGUCCAAGUCACUUCAUAAUCUCUUUAACAAAGAUCUGUAUCUACUGCUAUCAUGAUGGCAGCAAGAUGCAGUUCCCAUGGGGAUGGGAAAGCAGGACAGAAAACUUGAUUUCAGGUGUUUGAGUGGAGGUGGGCAGAAACAGAAUUCCUGGCUUUUGUGUUGGAGAAAAGUCCCUAUGUUGGAAACAGCUGCUUUCCCGUGCCUUGUGGAUGUAGCACAGAGGCCUACAUGGCAGGAUCCAAGGGUGCUCAUCUCCUAAGGGUUUUAUGCUUUCAGUAAUAAUACCCUUCAAAAAGUUCUUCUGUCCUUUUAAAAUGCUGAAGUAGAUGAUUAGUAAU
Molecule: messenger RNA, 4806 nt
Organism: Colius striatus (speckled mousebird)
Lineage: Eukaryota; Metazoa; Chordata; Aves; Coliiformes; Coliidae
Gene: TWF1
Product: twinfilin actin binding protein 1
Exons: 9
Coding region: 382-1437 (351 amino acids)
Biological process (GO): regulation of lamellipodium assembly; positive regulation of neuron projection development; actin filament depolymerization
Cellular component (GO): myofibril; cytoplasm; actin filament
Molecular function (GO): actin monomer binding; actin filament binding
Source: RefSeq, a predicted model, not a curated record